Messenger RNA from Nomia melanderi (Alkali bee), 4362 nucleotides. RefSeq lists its product as uncharacterized. Gene Ontology annotation, cellular component: cytoplasm; plasma membrane. The record is from RefSeq and is a predicted model, not a curated record. Lineage: Eukaryota; Metazoa; Arthropoda; Insecta; Hymenoptera; Halictidae.
UCUUUGCGGGAGUCGGAUUGGACUCGACUCGACGAGACUCGACGAGACGCCGCGACCCGCCUCGCCGAGACUCGAAUCGUCUUCCGUUGCUCCCACGUGCGACGUUGCUCGUUGAAUCUUAACGAGGGAACAUCGGAGCAUUCUCGCGAGUCGCCGCCCGAUAAACGUUAUCGCGAUAAAGUGCCCGAUAAAACUAGUGGACAAACUUAGAAAAGUUCGCCGGGAGUUGGAUAAGUUUGAAAUGGUCGACUUUCGGUCCGCGUCGCGCUUCGAUCGAAGGGAAGGAUCAUUCACCGGCUAAUCGGGGGUUUCCGAAUUUCAAAUUACUCAUCCGAUCAGCAAUUUCUUUCGUCGAAUCUUAUUCCUACUCUAUUGGAUAGUGGGAACAGUCGCGAGCGAGUCGCACCGAUAAUCCCCGAUGGUACGCGCGGUCGUGCGCGAAUCAUCGGCCGACAGGAACUGCACGUUCAAUCGAGUUUCUGAAUAUUGAAAGGUUGUUGGAAUAGUGUGAUUCAUUCGAUGCGAUUCGUUUCCAGUACGACGCUUUGUAAAAUGUUGUUUUAUCGGUCGCGUAUCUGCCAUCGCAUCCGGCGUGACUUUGACGCUGUCAACGGGGAACUGUAGCAGCGCGAAGAGUAGCGCUAGCGGUUCCGUUUCGAGAAGAAGGAAUCGAUCGGGACGUACAGGAUACGUUUCGUUCGUAAUUCGGUUUGCGCGCGUUUGACAUCCCCGUUACCGUUACGACCAUGCAAACCGAUCGGUCAAGGAACACGACCAUGGGUGUCCAUCUAUUAGCGCAGAUGAACGCCCUUCAAAACGUGUUUACGGAAGUGAUCCACUUCUUGGAAUGUCUGGGAGAAGUGAAUCUCCCGAUCCCGCUCAAAAGUUUCCGGGACGAUCUGUUGAUCCGCUCGAAGCAGACUUUGAUGCGGUUCAUGGCCGAGAAAAUCGGAACACAGACCACUUCUGAGCCGUACUUGAACAUGAGUCCAAUUGCGUUGAAGGGUUUGGUCACAGUCAACGAAAUAGAAACCGAACUCGGGGAAUACGUGGUGGCGGAAGAGCAUCAGAAACAAAAGCAACAAGAUUAUUACGAAAGCUUUCAAACGGUCGAGUCGAAUCACGCAGCGAUCCUAGCCGCGGAAUGCGCGCCUCAACAAUCUCACGCCAAAGAUGAAAAGAUCGAGCACGAGCUGCUAGAGAUCUACGCGAAUUUCCCGGCAGCCCAAGCUAAGAUAAAAUGUUCGAAAUUCGGCCCUCUCGACAGGAAGGAAGGGAAAAGGCUGUUCACUUUUGGACAGUAUCGGAAGUGCUGGGUCGGCUUGAUCGAAUCGUGUUUACUGAUCUACGGGAGCGAUCGGGACAACCGGCCGUACAUUGUGCUACCGAUUCGUGGUUACGCGGCUCGCGCCGCGCCCAACGCCAUACCCAAAGAUCAACGAAGAAGCGGAUCCACGUUUGAAAUCUUUUGCCCUGGCAACAGGACCUUCCAGUUCGUCGCGAAAAGUCCGAAGGAAAUGGAACAGUGGAUCGUGAAAAUCUACGAAAUGGGUAUCGUCGAGAGAAACGAGAACGCGGAAUUGCGAAAAGUCUCGGUAGCCGCGCCGCUCGAAGCUAACGUCCCGGAAGUAAACGCUCGCAUGGUUUCCAAUCGCGUGGAAGAGCAUCAAAAUGUUGGAUGUUCAGGCGUCGAUAAGGCUAAGUCGGAAUUAGCUGCGAAUCUUACCGGUACCGACACGAAAGCGAUCGACUCAUUGUCAAAGAACCUUCUUCCGUCGGUUUCUUCGUCCGCUGCCGCUGUUGUCCUCGACGUCGCGUCCGCUACUGUUACCUCUGUUUCUUCAGUUGCUUCCGCCAGUACUCCCACUCCUGCUUCUGUCCCGGGUCCUUCGUUACCUGCCCGAAUCCCGCGAAGAUUACCGGCCCUACCUACGGCAUCGUACGUGUCCCAAGAGGAGGAGGAGGACGAUAUGUAUUAUAAGAUCGAAGAUUUCAGAAACACGACGCGUACGCGUAAUUACAAGAACGUGCCAAUCGGCAAAGCGAAUCGAAUCGAGAGAGAACCAAGGCUUAACGAUCCUCGAGGGAACCAAGUCUGCUCGGACGUAAAAGAUACGAGUGUAUUGGUAGAAAAACCAAAGAGGAAUUUGGACAACGCGGAACGACCGACUGGCUCGCAAAGCGGAACAAUGUGCAACAAUGAUAGCGAUAACAUUAGUUCCGCGGCGUCCACCUUGAACAAUGAUAAUGUCGGCCGCGUCGAUAAAAGAGACAAAUGUUACGAUGACGCUGAGAGUCUGCGUUUGUCCCCAAGAUCGAGCAACGAUCGGCCGAAUACAAGUGCUUCCGACAAACCGGUGGAACCGGCUAAAUCGCCAGAUAAAUUACAAAAGAAGUCUUUUUUGCAUCGAGUAAGAAACUUGAAAGAAUCUCCACGAAAGGCUGAAAAGAAAGCAACGAAACGCGUAACACCUACGCCACCGGCCGUGGAUGAGCAACAAUUGCCUACCUACGACAAGGUGUCCGCUCUAAUAAACACCAGACAGGUGAAAGGAACCAUCUGUUCGGAAGAAGAAAAAUCCGAGUACACUUGUCCGCCUCCGCCUAGACCAAUUUAUGCGAAUCCUCCUGUAGUCGUUGAUUCGGUUGAUCAGCAGGAACUUUACGAUGACGUCAGUUAUUAUCGAAUAAAUCACAAAGAGCAAGAAACGCUGCAACCGGUCCGAGUAACUCCGAGAAAAUUGAAUUGCACUCAAGGAUCUACUCGACGAAACCUCGAUGACUCUGUAUCAUGUAAAAAUAUUGAUCGACUGGAAUCUCCAGUGUCGCUAGACCAAAUGGAACACUAUCAAACACCGCGGCUCAAAUCGAAUCAACGUGAACAUUGUACCGAUCAACAGGAGGAGCUCUACGACGAUAUCGCCAUACUUGCAGAGUGUCUGGCACGAAAAAAGGAAUUCAAGGAUAGUAAGGACGUCGAAGAAACUGGCAAGGUACAAGUUGCUACGGAGAAGAGAUCUUGUAACCGAUUCAUCGGUGAAAAGAAACCGAAAUCGAUCGAUUUCACUACAGUUCAAGAGACGAAUCCUCGAAACCGGAACGGGAUCGAACAGGUGGACGAUCAUGCCGCGACGAAAAUGAAUAAUAUCCAGAAAUUGAUCAGCAAAAUGGAGAACUCUUUUGGCAAGGCAGCCGUUAAAUCAACACCGACUCUGCUAAACAAAACGAACGCAACCGAUAACGUGUAAUAUCUCACGAGCGUAUAGAUAAUUAUCCCGAAUUUUUAUAUAUUACGAAUACCAAAAGUCUACUGGGACCAAAGAUUUCAAGCUGAUAGAUUUUGAUAAAAAAAUCGAUUUCAUGAAAACGAAGAUCUUUCGUAUAUUUGUAAUUAUUUUUAAUUCAUCAAAAUAAAUAACAGAAGCCCUGAUUCUUAUAUAAUAAUAUGUCGUCUCUUACAUUCAAGCUGGUGCACUGCUAUUAUUAACAUUUUUUAUUUGUUCGAUAGCUCACUCAUAUUCCCCCUAAAGCUGUUUUCAUAGACAUAGUAUAAAUCUUUGCAAAUGCUUUUGGUCCACAUGGUUGCAGCCCGUAUAGAAAAUUGGAACGUAUUGAUGCUGUGUUUCUGAAAUUCUUUCAAAGGUACACCCGUAUUUCUUUCUAUAUAGUUUAUAAGCGUGUUACACCGCUCUGAAUACAUUGGCAGAACUACGAUUAUUAGCAUGCCAGUGAUCAAACUUAGAAGAAGAAACUGUGCAAUUGUGUACUUGCCUGAAACGCGUUGCAAUUUCAUUCAAAUUAACAUGGUGAAAUGAUCGUAAUAGAAAGGUGUCGGUCAACGAUACAUUUACCUUUCAAUGCGUGUUCUUCGUCGGUGUUUGGAUUAUUUUGUCCCAUUGCUGGUAUUACAACCUUAUUUGCGCCUACUUGCGGCUCUUCGGUUGAAGACGUCGAUUUACUUUCAUGUGCAUUUUCUUUAUUAUCCUUCUCCGCUGUUUUCUUUUUUUUCUUUUUUCCAACCUUUUUUGUUAAUAAGGUAUCAGUCUCUGCAUCUACCAACAGUGAAAAUAUUAUUGAUUUUUACUCUCUGUUCCCUGUUAAUUUCUAUUCUCUGUUCCUAAGUAUUACUUGUGACAGCAUUUAAUCUUCGUAAUUUCUCUUCUUCGAUACUGAGUUUUACACGUGACAAGUACAUAACAAUAUUGCGAGCACAGGCUUGACAUUCGGUUAAAUUACUACAGGGACCAGCCACACUGGCUACUGCAGGAGUUAAUGGAUUUUCCUUUAAAUCCAGCCACCUUAGAUUCUUCAAUUCACUUAAACUAAGAGGUAGCCUGCUUAUCUAUAAAAUAAUAUUUCCUA